This is a messenger RNA of Helianthus annuus (common sunflower), 1390 nucleotides long. Its product is annotated as putative kinase-like protein TMKL1. NCBI's taxonomy places the organism in Eukaryota, Viridiplantae, Streptophyta, Magnoliopsida, Asterales, Asteraceae. Gene Ontology annotation, molecular function: protein kinase activity; ATP binding. Bases 170 to 1189 code for a protein of 339 amino acids. The record is from RefSeq and is a predicted model, not a curated record. Gene Ontology annotation, biological process: protein phosphorylation. The transcript is spliced from 2 exons.
UAACCCCCAACAGAAACAAACAUCCCUAAUGUCUUAAAAUUCUGUUGAUCUCAUAAAUACACUUUUAGUAUGAGCCCCACUUCCCUAACACCAUUUCACUCAACAAACGAACCAAACUCCUUCAUUUCUCCAACCAUUUAAUCAAGAUUCUACUGAAGUACUACAUCACAUGGAGGAUACACACAAGAUCAUGCUAAUGGUGGCAUUAUCAUCAUCAACUUUUGCAUUGUUCAUCACUGUCACCUUGAUUUGCAUAUGCAGAAGAACAUGGUGUUCAAGAAAUGAAUCAUGGGAUGAAGAAUCAAGCUUUGAAGUUGCAGAAAUGGAGAUGAUGAAGGAGGAGGAGUUGAUAAGGUUUGAAGGUGGUGAAGAUCUCACUUGUUUUGAUGUGUUAGAUGCUCCUGGUGAAGUGAUUGGUAAAUCAAGUUAUGGAACUUUGUAUAGGGCUAAUUUGAUUAGAAGUAAUACAUUUGUGGUGUUGAGAUUCUUGAGGCCAGCUUGUACUGGGAAGGUACAAGAUGUUAUGCAUGCAGUACAACUUCUGGGGUCUGUUAGGCAUCCUAACUUGGUUCCUCUUUGUGGGUUUUAUGUUGGUACUAGAGGUGAAAAGCUUUUGGUUCAUCCUUUUUACAGGAGAGGGAAUCUUGCAGAAUUCAUUAGAGAUGGAAAUAGUGAGUUUCAGAAAUGGAGUGUAAUUUUAAGGAUAUCAACUGGCAUUGCUAGAGGAUUAAAUCAUCUUCAUACAAGCCUUCAAGAGCCAAUCAUCCAUGGAAAUCUAAAAUCAAAAAACAUACUUUUAGGCCGAAACCAUAUGCCAUUUGUGUCUGAUUUCGGUCUAUAUAUGCUCUUAAAUCCAUCUACGAUUCAAGAAAUGAUCGAAGAUGCUGCAGUUGAAGGUUACAAACCACCCGAGUUGAUUAAAACAAAUGAUACAAGUGUUGAAACCGAUAUCUUCAAUUUUGGAGUGAUCUUACUCGAACUACUUACGGGUAAAGAAGCAAAUCAGAAACCUAGCCCUAAGCAAGAUUGUAGAUCUAACUCAAUCUUGGAUCAUCGUAUAUUUGGACCGGUUCAUGAAGAAGACAUUUUGAAACUGUAUCAUCUUGCAAUAGCUUGUUGUUCGCCAUUGCCUUCUUUUAGGCCCGACAUAAAACACAUUUGCAAGAAGCUACAAGAAAUCGGAUCGUGAAGACCAAAAUCUUGAUCGCGAUUGUGUUAACCGUUAAGAUGAUAUUUCUAGAAGCAAGGUUAAGCUUAAUCAAUACUGUUUUAUUCUUUGAUUCUUGAUAAUGAAAUGGUAGCUAAUACUGUAUUCGUGUCAUUUGAAAUGAUGCUUUAGGGUUGUUUGUUUAGAUUAAAAGUUAUGAACUUAUAAUACCUUUUAGCUGUA